AUGUCUUACUUUGGCUGUGGAUCUAGGCAAACGUCUUCCUCUCGCAGUAGUGGGGCACCUCUCAAACUUUCUAGCUGUGGUAUAUAUGGGUUGGGUGGAGGAUCCAGCACAGGAAGCUUUGGUAGUGGGGCAGUUUGGGGCUCAGGAUCAGGAUGGGGUAGAACUGGUGGUGGUGGCACUGGUGGUUGCUUCCACAUCUACAACUCCAGUCCUGCUGGCGGUGAUGUCGAUCUUCUAGCUGGGGGAGAGAAAGAAACCAUGCAGAAUUUAAAUGACCGUUUGGCUUCCUACCUGGCUAAAGUGCAUGCUUUGGAGGAGGCAAACAGUGCUCUUGAGCAGAAAAUCAGAAAUUGGUAUAAGAAAUCUGCCACACACAUUAACGAAGGACUCUACGACAACAGCAGAUAUAAUUCUUCUAUUGAUGACCUUCGAAAUAAGAUCAUUUCAGCAAGUGUUCAAAAUGCCAGCAUUAUUCUGCAGAUAGAUAAUGCCAGACUAGCUGCUGAUGAUUUCAGAAUGAAAUAUGAAAAUGAGCUGUUCCUCCACCAGAAUGUGGAAGCAGACAUCAAUGGUCUUAAAAAAGUACGGGAUGAAUUGGGUCUGUCUAAGAGUGACUUGGAAAUACAGAUUGAAAGCCUGAUUGAAGAGCUGGCUUUCCUCAAAAAGAACCAUGAAGAGGAGAUGAAGGGCUGGCAAGGCACAGUCUCUGGAGAUGUAAAUGUCGAAAUAAAUGCAGCACCAGGAGUGGACCUGACCACAGUUUUGAACAAGAUGAGAGAAGAGUAUGAAGCUUUGGCAGAGCAGAAUCGCAGAGAUGCUGAAACCUGGUUCAGUGAAAAGAGUAAAGAAUUAAAUAUGACGAUCAAUGUGAGUGCCAAAGAAACCACCACUAACAAGAAACAAAUUGCAGACCUGAGACACACUCUCCAGGGUUUGGAGAUUGACCUGAAAACCCAGCUUUCUUUGAGGCAAUCACUUGAAAGCACUCUUGCAGAGACAGAAGGCCAAUAUUGUGCCCAGCUCUUGCAAAUACAAGGGAUGAUUAGCAAUGUGGAGAACCAAGUGCAACAGAUCAGAGAAGACAUGGAGUGUCAGAAUGCAGACUACAGGCAUCUCCUGGACAUCAAGAUCCGUCUUGAGAAUGAGAUUGAAACAUAUCGACGCCUAAUUGAUGGAGAAGGAAGGGGAGGGGAGGGGUGGCAGCAGUUGUCAUCCAUGACUACAACAGGUCCACAGUGCAGCAGCAUGGGGAGUAGUGAGCAUACAAAGAAAACCAGAGUAAUUAAAACAAUCAUUGAAGAAUUAGAUGAAUAUGGAAGAGUGACUUCCUCCAAAGUUCAGUCUGUUGAAGAAACUCAGGGAUAAAAAAAUACCAACAUUUUAUUCAGAAGCACUU
Molecule: messenger RNA, 1396 nt
Organism: Candoia aspera
Lineage: Eukaryota; Metazoa; Chordata; Lepidosauria; Squamata; Candoiidae
Product: keratin, type I cytoskeletal 12-like
Exons: 9
Coding region: 1-1365 (454 amino acids)
Biological process (GO): intermediate filament organization; epithelial cell differentiation
Cellular component (GO): cytoskeleton
Molecular function (GO): structural molecule activity
Source: RefSeq, a predicted model, not a curated record